This is a messenger RNA of Triticum aestivum (bread wheat), 3749 nucleotides long. Its product is annotated as transcription repressor OFP13. The coding region runs from base 2807 to 3598 and encodes 263 amino acids. Lineage: Eukaryota; Viridiplantae; Streptophyta; Magnoliopsida; Poales; Poaceae. The transcript is spliced from 3 exons. The record is from RefSeq and is a predicted model, not a curated record. Gene Ontology annotation, biological process: negative regulation of DNA-templated transcription.
GCAAGGGUUUUAUUUUGGCCAACCAAGUAAUCUUUCUUUUGAAACACCAAGAAACUCUUGGCACAGUCACUGAAGGAUUUUCAUCCUCUAGUAAUUUGAUAAUUUAGGACCAAAACUCCGAAUAACACCCCCCAACCUCCGCGGUACAAAUUUCGGAUCAAACUACUGAGAGAUACUGCCUCUGUAAACUUUUAUAAGAUGUUUUAGGUCACUACUUUUAUAAAAGUUUACAGAGGGAGUAGAAAAUACAGUUUGGAAAAUGUCUAUUGUUAGUUGGCCAUCGCCAUACAUGAGUGAAGAAGGGUAGGCCAGGACAUGUGCCCAGUGGAGCCAGCCAUGCUCUCUGCAUUAUUGCAUCUGCAUGCAUGGGCCAUUUGCAUGCACUUGGCCCUCUUAAAAGUCACAAAACCCCAUUGCAGAAGCACAAUCCUGUGAGCUCCCUACGGCUUGCUGGCCUGGAAGGGUGAUAACAACAACACGACAGGUCAGUGUCCAUGGCGUGUAGCCCUGUUACAUACAUACAGAUUAUGAGCAGCUAAUUGGCUAUUAAUUUCUGCGGUUCAGCCUCAGCGACGCCUGCCUGCAUGUUCCAGAACAGUGGAUCUGUUAGGAGGCAGACCCGGCCUGGUCCAUGGAACUGUCCACCCUUGUGCACCUCUGCAUCAACUAAUUACUUACCCUGCUCCAAGGUUUACUACUCCAAUCUGAGGGGGUACACACGUACUGCUCCAUGCAGUAGUUUCUUAAAGGCCAGCCCUUAGGGGUAGUGGUACGUAGUACCACUACUUUAAAAGCUGCCGCAGAUCAAAGUGUGUGGGAUAUGCUCUGCAAGGUUAAUUAAAUAAACCGCAGCGACACUGCUGUCCUGCACACAGUGAAGACACAGGCAACAUAGAUCUGCAGGAUCAUCCUAUCCCACAGUGGUAAUUGCACCGGCCUUUCUCCCUGACUGACUAGUAUGCAUGGCUGCAUGGACGCAGUCACAGACACAUAUUAAUGCUGACAUGACUAGCUGGGGGUGGGGGGCCUCCGCUAAGCAGAUUCAGAUUAAGCAAUAAUAUGCGUAGAAGUAGCACCGAUCAGUAGAUUAUGGGAGAUGGUUAAAUUGAUUAGCAACACCUAGCUAUGAGAAAUUUGGAAACAUUUUCAGUUGACUAAUCGUUUCCUACUCAAGAUGCAGAUCUAAUCGAUGGUUCGCUAUGUGUCGCAUUCCAUACAACUCUUUUCUGUCGCCACCUUCACCAUGGUAUUGUGUAGUGUAGUGUAUCCUAUGAUAAUCCCGGUUUCUUCACAGUUUCUGUUUCUACAUAAAGCAUACUGCUUCAAGAUUUUGCUACCUUGAAUCCUUGAUCAUGGCACUGUUACUGGCACAGGUCAGCAUUCUAUGAGUAGAGGUACCUAUCCUGGAUUCCUGCGUACCAGGUGGACCAAAAGCUAAGGGAUCAUACAAUAAUACUAGUAGUGUUUGGUUGAGGCCGUAAGGACCAGGCAACGAUCAAGAACUUUUUGGACCAACAAUGUUUGAUUGGGUGUUGUUAAAGAACAUGUUGCUUCCCCAAUCAUCUUAUGUUGCAUGUACCAGAAUCAUUGGAGAAAACUGGAAGCCAAAUGUGCCAAAUGUGAUUUCCCUAACCUAAAUUCCUGAAAGAUUGCUGCUCUGGAUGCACCACCAAAUUGCAAGACAGACUCAAUAAAUGGGUCACAGGUUUCCUGCCUUUUUCGUAGGAGCCUUGAUAUCAUGCCAGAAGAUGUGGAGGCGUUGAAUGGGCAGCUGAAGGAAAGAAAGGGAGAAAAGGGAAGACGCCAUCGUGGUAGAGUACCGGGGAGAAUGAGAAUCUGUAGCACGGCACUAGCAGGCUACCACCAAGGAACAAGGCCAAGGUCUCAUCCGUGAAAGAUUAAGGUUACUUUGCAGGGAGAUGAGGCCCAUCCCAAGACAUGACAGAUGGAUGGAUGGAUGGAGAGCUAGCUAGGCGCACUGCGUGGACUACUAUUUACUACUCCUACUUCCUACUAAAACAAUUAGAGGACGUUUCUCUCUUGUCUGCACCUAAUUAUCUAUCCUGUGACCUUGUUGCACCAUUUGAUUACAACAGCCUGCAGAUUAAACCACGCCACAGGCCACACCACCGGCUCCCGAUAAUCUAAUGCUUGCCGCAUGUGAAGAUUAUAUCGACCAUUACAUUUAUUUCUGCUCUGGGCAAAUUGGAUGGACGGCGCAUACCUACAUUAGAUUAAAUCGCAACAAGGUAGCACCUACCAAUACCAAUUAAAUGGUCUCUUCAGCUGCUAGCGAGCUACUGAUCAUGCAUGUGUCUUGUAGCCUUGUACAAGAGCAAGGCUCCACGUGGAUGGCCAGGUAAACAAAAGAGGUUUAGCAGCACACCACCCCAAGUGAUUGAUUAGCGAGAAGCAUUAGUACUACUAUAUAUCUGCAGAAAUUGCACUCCACCAUCCAUGGCAAUGGCAUCUUCCUUCCUUUCUCCUCUCCUGAUAAAUACAUCAUGAACAACCAGUCUCUCUGCUCACCAGGCAACCUAGCUACUCUCGUUACUCUUUUGAUUGCUCCUGUCCUGUACUGAUAUGCUGCUAGCUUUUGUUAAUUAUAUGCCAAUAUGUGCUAUGCAACCCUCCUCUGAGCAAAAGCCCACAUACACACACCACCUUCCUCACUCUCUCUAAUUGAGUAGAGCUGCUGUAGCCCUGCCCACACCCAGUAGGCGGUGGAGCACCAUAGCCACAGCCUGUGCCUCUUGUGCAUCGUCCUGUUCGAUCUCUUCUCCUUGAGAUCAAACUAAAACCAGCCAUGGUGAAGAAGCUUGGCCUAACAUCCCUCAUCUUCAGCAGCAAGCAGGUGGACAGUGCUGCCAGUACCAGUGGCGCUGCACCUUCCUCCGUGGCCUCGUCCUCCUCCAUGUCUGCCACCUCGUGGCAAUGGCCGUCCUGCAAGCAGCCAAGGACCCUCUCCUUCAGGCAGCAGCAGCACCACCAGACGGCGUACAAGACCAUGAACUCGGCCUACUUGCCAGACUCCGGCGCGGACUCGUGCUUCUCCAACUCCUUCGCCUCGGUCGACGACAGCCUCUCCACGGCGUCCGAGGCCGCCUCCGGGCUCGUUGAGGCCAACGAGCGAGAGACGGUCAUCCGCGCCCUGCGCUCCGGCCGCCUCUUCUUCGAGCCCCACGCAACGCCGGCCACCUCCUCCUCCAUCCUCGACGAGGCCAAGCUGAAGGUGAAGGACAGCGACACUACCACCGUUACCACCUGCUGCGGCAGCGGGAAGGUCGACAAGACGGCGCCAUUCGAGGGAGCGACGGCGCUGACCAUGGACUCGUCGAACCCGUACCGCGACUUCCGGGCGUCCAUGGAGGAGAUGGUAAUGAGCCAUGGCGUCAAGGACUGGUGCUGGUUGGAGAAGAUGCUGGGGUGGUACCUCAGGGCCAACGGCAAGAGCACCCACGGCCUCAUCGUCGGCGCCUUCGUCGACCUGCUCGUCGCGCUCAGCGACACCGCCUCGCCGUCCUCCCCGACCACCGCCAGCACCAACCGCUCGUCCUCCUUCAGCGGCACCGACGAGAUCAAGGAGGAAGAAGGAUGAACCGAGCUCAACUGGUACAUAUGAUUAUGAUUAGUUGUCCCUUGCUGCCAUGAUUCGCGUCAAGUGCUGUUAAUUCCCAGCCGGAUGCAGUGCAGCUUGAUCAAGCGUGAGGUUAGCAGUAUUGAUUCCAUUUAUUUAUCUUUUGCAAGAA